AUGGACCCCAUCCCAGCCGGAUUACUUCCGCAAUCAGAUGAUGACAAGUUCCUUUCCUGUUCUCACGAAGAGCGAUGGAACCACCUCAAGCCAGUCAUUGUCGAGCUUUACACGGGAAGAAACGGAGGAAAUGAGCGAUCGGCAACCCUGGACCAGGUGGUUGAGUUCAUGAGGACCCAUUACUCCUUCCAUGCGGCGUGCUCCGAGUAUCCACCGCGAUUCCGACUCUGGGGCGUUGGUAAGCGCAUGGUGAAAGAGGACAAGGACGCCAUCAUUGGUGCUCUCGCCAGAAGAAAACGACCUGCAGCGAGCAUGUCCGACGCCACUACCCAGCACAACGGUCAAAGUAAGGCGCUUGAUCACAAAAAGUUGAAAAGGCAUUUGAUGAGCAUGAAGGCCUGUCUCGAAGUCGCCCCAGGCUUACUGUCAUCAUGGAACCUCCCUUACGCGGCCCUUGUUGCCUCCCUGCCCAAGAACCCGGACGAACCCUCCCCGUUCGGACCUCUUGGCCCAACUCCAGACUACUUGCACAUCAAAAGUCCCGAGGAACCCAGUCCCGGUCGUGAGACAGCCGGCCCAUCACCAAAGAUGCAGCUUGUGUAUGAGAAGCACAAAGAGCACUGUACGAGCCUCUUUCUCCAAGGGCACCUCAAGCAGCUCUUGAUUGAUAUGCGCAAAGAAGACCGCAGAACAAUGGUCAACUACUUCCAUGACUUUUACAUGAACGGCUUGAUCCUGGCGAAGAAUUGGAAUCAGGAAUUAUUGAACCCAAUUCCAACACGAGCACUCGCCCUCACACCCCAAAUAUCGAAUCCAUGGACGCCGUCUGCAUUUCUGAAUCUUUCUUCCGGGCCCUCAUCUCCCGAAGUCUCCAAUAUUUCCUGCCCCCCGACACAGCUUUGUAAAUGGUCGAUCCAUGUAAAGUCCACCAAUCAUGUCUCAUACGGCAACGUGACACCGACCUCAUUUAUCGAAUCUCUGCACCAAUCUAUGGCUUCGAAUGACUUUACUACCACACCGAAAGCAGACCUCCCUCUCGCCCAGGACAUGAUUGCAAAGUCUUUGGAAGGGAGCCCAAGCCCUCUUCGUCUGGAUGCCUGGAAGCUGGCAAUAAUGGCAGGAAAUGUGGGCCUUUUGUUCGAGCUCUAUCGAGGCAACGAUAAUCGGUCGCGUCGAGGAAUCGAGGCUAUUUAUCCUUUCCACCUUGCCGCUGCAUUCCUGGAUGGCGGCAACGAAUGCUGCGGGAUGUUUACUGCCUUAUCCAAGAUCCUUCCCCCCCCCUUUACUUUUUCCCACAACAUUGAUGAUCUUGGGCAUACAAUUCUGGAUGCUCUGGUUGUGUCUAUACUUCGCUCCCACACUAGUGUUCACCCGGACGAUGUCAGCUACGGAUUUCAGUCACCCAACCGAUUUCCUGGGGAGGAAAAAGACAUCUGCGGUAGAUGGGAUGCAAGUAGUUCGAAUGUCCGCGAGCUCUUCAAACAAGGAUAUGCUCGGAUCCCUGCCAAAUGGAAACAUCCCUUCUGCCACACAGCUGUGCAAGCCGUUUGUCACAGCAUAAUUGCCAUCUUUGCAUCACCAACCUCCCCGAACAUCAACGCGCAGAGCGGAUUGUUUGUGCGUCGUUGUACAACAUGUGGCCUGGAGCUCAAACUUGGGCCGCUUCAUACUCUUGUCGUUGCAGCCUUUUACCUGGCGCAGUCGGGAAUGCCAGAGGAGACUUUGUUUGGAGCACUUGCGGUAAUGGUGUGCCUUAUUACCCUCGGCGCAGAUGUUUCCGCGAAGGUGAAUGUUUCUGUUGCGGAGAUUUUGAAGUUUCCAGAUGACGGGCAGUGUCGUCACACGGCCUUGUCUCCGCUUGAGCUCAUGAAGGCUGUCCCGGGAGAUGUCGUUGAAGCUUGGAGCGAAAAGUGCCGUACUGGCUGGAGUUGUCUCAUUCAAGUGUUUGCCCUUGCCGUAGCGGAAAAGCGUCAAAAACCAAGCAGCCCUCAACAAAGAAGCUCCAUGAGUCCACCGGUGAACGGGUGCCUAGGGACACCAGUUUCAGUCGUCGGCAAGUCCUCGGAUGUUGACUCGUGCGACAUAGAAUUCGAACGAAGAAUUCACAAUUACUGGCUUGAGCUCCCAUGCACCGGUCCACGAAUCGGCCUCCUCUGGGCCUCGAUUCAGACCGAGCUUCUUACCUACCGUAGGUUGAGCGAGGGAGAGGGUUGGGUGUCUGAGAAUUUUUCUAUGGACGCACUCAAGGCGUGGCUAGAAGGACACUCCUCAGAGUUUUCAACGCCUCUAGUCCAAAACCAGAUGUUCAAAGCGCAUACCCGCUGUGGAUGGUUCAAUCAUGCUCCUGACUUCCUCUUCCCAAAUGCUGAGGAAGUCUGUGCAGAGUACUUUAUGAACAUGGAUGUCUAUGGCAGGGCAUCAUACAUCCGGCAGCCUGACCUACUUGGAUCUUUCAGGAUCUUAGAAUAUAUGAGAGAAAAAACAGGUCGAAAAUACGGGGAAAUGCACCGGGCGGAUUGA
Molecule: messenger RNA, 2520 nt
Organism: Fusarium falciforme
Lineage: Eukaryota; Fungi; Ascomycota; Sordariomycetes; Hypocreales; Nectriaceae
Product: Clr5 domain-containing protein
Exons: 4
Coding region: 1-2520 (839 amino acids)
Source: RefSeq, a predicted model, not a curated record